UAAGCACUCUGACGUCACAAUCUAGAAACCUUCUUCCACACUAAUCGCACUCGCAAGCCAAGACCAGUCCCGUGACUCCCCGAUCUCCGGCCAUGGCCGCGCGGCGCCCCGGAUCCACCGCCCCCAGGUCAUGGCUGCUCCUCCUGGCCGCCUUCGCCCUCCUCUGGGCCCCGCCGCCGGCGCGCGCCCUCCGGUUCGACCUCGAGUCGGGGCACACCAAGUGCAUCUCCGAUGAGAUCAAGGUUAACGCCAUGGCCGUCGGCAAGUACCACGUCGUCGGGCCCGACCCCAACUUCCCCGACGCCCAGCUCCCUGAAUCCCACCGCAUCUCCCUCAGGGUGACGUCGCCGUACGGGAACAGCAUGCACUACGCGGAGAACGUGCAGUCGGGGCACUUCGCCUUCACGGCAACGGAGGCGGGCGACUACCUGGCCUGCUUCUGGGCGCCCGACCACAAGCCUCCGGUCACCGUCGUGUUCGAGUUCGACUGGAGGAGCGGCGUCUCGGCCAAGGACUGGCCCAGCGUCGCCAAGAAGGGCAAGGUCGAUAUGAUGGCACUGGAGUUGAAGAAGCUAGGGGAGACUAUAAAAGAUAUCCAAGAAGAAAUGUUUUAUCUACGUGAAAGGGAGGAGGAAAUGCAGAACCUGAACAGGAAAACAAACUCAAGGAUGGCUUGGCUCGGUUUCCUCACGCUUGGCAUCUGCUUAUCUGUGGCGGGUUUGCAGCUGUGGCAUCUGAAGACCUUCUUCGAGAGAAAGAAGCUGCUGUAGUCCUUCCAUGAUUCACGAUAGAUCACAGCACAGAAUGGCUAGGUGUAACUUUUUUGUGUGAUCCCAUGUAAGAGACGAUGUUUGUCAUACUUGAGAAAUAUGCUUCAGUGUGCUCAAGCCCAUCGAGUUGAAAUUCUAAAAAAGGUUGUAAAAAACUAAAAUGUCUUCCGGUCGAUAGUUCAUUGUGAUUUGGAGCA
Phragmites australis (common reed) is the source of this 967-nucleotide messenger RNA. RefSeq names its product transmembrane emp24 domain-containing protein p24delta9-like. The coding region runs from base 93 to 770 and encodes 225 amino acids. Gene Ontology annotation, cellular component: endoplasmic reticulum; endoplasmic reticulum-Golgi intermediate compartment; COPII-coated ER to Golgi transport vesicle. The record is from RefSeq and is a predicted model, not a curated record. Gene Ontology annotation, biological process: Golgi organization; intracellular protein transport; endoplasmic reticulum to Golgi vesicle-mediated transport. NCBI's taxonomy places the organism in Eukaryota, Viridiplantae, Streptophyta, Magnoliopsida, Poales, Poaceae. The transcript is spliced from 3 exons.